AUCCGGGAAAAAGUAGCCACACCUUAGUCUUCGGGUGGGAUUAUUUCCCAAUACAUUCCCCCGAAGAUGAUGGGCUAUAAUGGUCUUCCGUUUCAGCAGCAACGGGCCGCCCAGCAGAAUCCCCAUCCUCAGCAUCAUCAUCACCAACAACCACCACAACAACAACAACAUCAUCAUCACCAUCAGCUACAGUCUCCAUCCAUGAGUGCUGCCACCGCCACUCAUCCACAUCAUGCCGGACUCGCCGGGAAUAGCAGUCUGCUUCGCGCCCAUACCCAAUCCGAGUUGGCGGCCCAUUCCCCGGAUCCCCGCAAAAUCACCCCGGUCUCCUCAAGUCCGCUAGUCGGGUUAAAUACUGCCGGUCAUUUCGGCUCCUUCCCCGGCCACUUCACGCCACAGGGUUCGUCCGACCUGCUGUCCCGGAAUGCCGACUCGGUGGGUCAGUUGAAGGAUCCCUAUCUAUCCUUGCAGAGCCUCCAGCGCAACAUGAACCCCAUGGCUGCCAAUUAUCGCUCCCAUGCCAUGAAUGCGCAAGCCGCCAUGUCGCCCCAUGCGCACUCCAUGGGGAUCGCGUCGCCUCAGCAGUCGCUCGAACGCCUCCAGCAGCAACAUCUGCAGCACCGCCAGAGCGCCCAUUCGCUUCCCAACGCGCAAGCGCCAACCCCGGCGGCCGCCUCACCCAUGCUCGGGGCGAGCCAAACCGCGCAUGGGUUCCACCAGUCGCCUUUUCAACAGGCUCCGCAGGCGUCUCCUUACCAGUCUCAGGCUCAGCAACUGCCUCAGUUUCACGCGCAGUAUCAACAGUCUCCGCACCAGGCGUCUCCGUAUCAGAACCAAUCGCAGCAGUCUUCGUACCAGCAGCACGCCCAGCAGACGUUUCAGCAGCAGCAACAGGCUCACCAGGAAGCCCAACGACAGGCUCAACAGGAGGCGCAACGACAGGCUCAGCUAGAAGCUCAGCGACAGGCGCAAUUGGAGGCUCAGCGCAAGGCACAGGAAGAGGCCCAGCUGAAAGCCCAGCAGGAAGCUCAAUUGAAGGCGCAGCAGGAGGCUCAGUUGAAGGCCCAGCAGGAGGCUCAGCGGAGGCAGGAGGCCCAACUGAAAGCCCAGCAGGAAGCCCAGCGCAAGGCCCAGGAAGAAGCUCAAUUGAAAGCGCAGCAAGAAGCUGCUCUCAAGGCACAACAAGAAGCCCAACUGAAGGCCCAACAAGAAGCUCAGCGAAAAGCCCAGGAAGCUCAACUGAAGGCACAACAGGAAGCCCAGCUGAAAGCUCAGGAGGCCGCUCAGCGCAAAGCCCAACAGGAAGCCGCUCAGCGGCAGCAGCAAGCUCAGCAACAGCAACAAACGCAGCAGACUUUUCAGCAACAGCAGCAAGCCCGCUUUCAACAGCAACAUGCUCAGCGAUCACCUUUUCAAUCGCAACCGCAGCAGCUUCAAUUCCAUCACUAUCAACAUCAUUUUCCACAACCGCAACAACAACACUCGCCACAGCAACAGCCACAGCCACAGCCACAGCAACAGCAGCAGCAGCACACUCUGAUGCAUCAGCAACCGCAGCAACAACACCAAUUUAUUCAUCAGCAUCCAGUACAACCACAGCCUCGUCAAAUUCAGGCCCAGCCACAGAGUCAGCCACAGGCCCAGCCGCGGAACCAGUCUCAGAGCCAAUCUCAGUCUCAGUCUCAGAGUCAACCUCAGACUCAACCCCAACAGCAGCAUCCGGCACAGUCAUCUACCCCGAUCACGGAGAAAGCAGCACCUAGUAAACCGCGGAAGAAGCAGGCCAAACCCGCUGCAUCGCCGGUUCCCGCGGGGAUACACAUCAACGGACAGUUUCAUCCCGUUUUUCAAGCUCAGCUUGGACCUUCAACUCAACAGCCUGGCGCUAGUAGCCCUGCCAAAGCUCCAUCCACUGCUACCGUCAAUGUUACUGCUACUGCCGCUCCUGCUGCCGCUGCUGCCAACGCGGCUCAAAGUGCCGCUCAUAGCGCUGUUUCUGGGACUGCUCCUAGGUCUCUUCCGGACGCUAUCCCUAAUGCUAUUCCUGGAUCUGUCUCAGGGGCUCCUCCCGGUUCGCAAGGUGAUGUUCCAGCCCCUAAGAAAAGAGGUCGUCCCCGCAAGCCCCUCGCUCCCGGGGAAGUGCCCAAACCUCGUAAACCGAAAAGACCCAAGAAACCGCAAGAGACUACCACUAUCAUUGGUCCCGAUGGUACUCCAAUCGAAGUCCCUGUUCCCCCCCCACCGCCAGCCUUGGGUCCUGAUGGUAAUCCCCUGCCGCCGCCCCCUCCCAAGAAGAAGCGACCCAAGCUUCCUCCUCUGCCUCCGAUUGUCUUGCCUGACGGGACCAUCAUCCCUCAGAAGCGCGGUCGUGGACGGCCGCGCAAGACUGAGGUGAGCGGCGAUCAGCCCCCAAAGCCUCGGCCACCUAAGAAGCCAUCGUCCAAACCAGGGACGGGACGGCCACGUGGGCGACCCCGAAAGGCGGAUGUGCUCGCACGAAAGGCAGCAGAAGAGGCGGAAGCUCAAAAGAAGGCCCUGGCUCAAGGGGGUGAACCAAGUCAGAGUUCAGGACAAGCAUCGCAGACACAGCAGGAUCAAGCACCCCAGCAGCAGCCGCAGCAGCCGCAGCAGACACCGUUGAUGCAAGUUCAACCUCAGCAGCCUCCGCAACAACAACAACAGCAGCAGCAGCAUCAGGUGCAAGCACAUCAGCAACAUCAGCAACCGCAACAGGCCCGCGCUCAACCUCAUCAAGCGCUGCAACAGCAGACUCAACAACAUCUCCAUAUCCAGCAGCAACAGGUUCAGCAGCAUACGCACCUUCCGCAGCAGCAACAAGCCCAGCAGCAGGUUCAUCAGCAGCAGUCUCAGCACCAGGCCCAACACGCUCACCAACCGCAGCAUGCUCAGCAACAGGCUCGCCAGCACCAGGCUCCGCAACAUGUUCAGCAGCAAGCUCACCAGCAGCCACAGGCUCAACAACAGGCGCAAGUCAAGUCGCAAGCCCAGGCCCAUGCAAAGCCUCAGGCCCAACACCAGCACUUGCAUCAGUUCCAGCUUCAGCACCCUCUGCCACAUCAACAGCAAGCUCAAAAUGUCGUGCAGCCUCAAUUCCAAAUCCAUCAGAUGCAGGUCAAACCACAGCCCCAUCUCCAGGCUCAUCAGAUUCAGUCGCCGCAUAUGCAAGCCCAUCAGAUCCAGUCUCCCCAUAUGCAAUCUCACCAACUGCAGGCUCAACAUCAGCCUCAUGCUACUGCUCAUACUCAGCACCACGCACAGCAGGUGCAACCGCAGCAACACCAACCGCAGCAACCACAGGCGCAUCAACAAGCUGCUCGACCCAUCCAGCUCCAAGCACAAACGCAUAUGCAGCCGCAUCAUCCUCAGGCUCACCAACUACAAGCGCAUCAGCUGCAGGCUCAAGCGCAGACACACCCCCAUGCUCAUGCUCAUGCGCAUCAGCACCCGCAUUUCAACCUCCACCCCCACCUUCACCCUCACAUCCAGCCUCAAACCACCGAUUCCAUGACCCUCAACCCGUCUCAGAAGCGUAGCGCGCCUGUGGACGAUGAUCCCCGAAAGCGGGCUUAUAUAAUGCCUCAGCAGAUGUAAUGGCGUCCUCGUCCCAUCCUCAAUGUCGUCAUGCCCGCUGCUAACGUCCACCCCCUUUCUGUUAUAACUUAAUUAUCUCGGACUACUGUUCGUUUUCUGUGAUGUAUGCUCAGCGUGGUAUCUGUCCGUGUUCCUGUCUGGUAUCCUUGUGAUUUGACUUCCCUCUUGGCCCAUGUUUCUAUCGUGAUGAAUUAUAGCAAUCAACAUAUCGAUCAUGUCGUGGGCAGAAAGCCUACUUGGAGCUCGUUCGGGUCUUACUGUUGGGGGUUUGUGUUGUUGUUUCGUCUAGCCUGCUUCGCCCUGCUUCGUGCUUAUCAGCAUCGCAUUGCAUAGCAUAGCCAUAGCCAUGAUCAUGGUCAUAACCCAUGGAG
Aspergillus saccharolyticus JOP 1030-1 is the source of this 3983-nucleotide messenger RNA. RefSeq lists its product as uncharacterized. Lineage: Eukaryota; Fungi; Ascomycota; Eurotiomycetes; Eurotiales; Aspergillaceae. The record is from RefSeq and is a predicted model, not a curated record. Gene Ontology annotation, cellular component: chromatin; nucleus. Gene Ontology annotation, biological process: regulation of DNA-templated transcription. The transcript has a single exon. Gene Ontology annotation, molecular function: DNA binding. The coding region runs from base 67 to 3612 and encodes 1181 amino acids.